Messenger RNA from Coregonus sp. 'balchen', 1120 nucleotides. Lineage: Eukaryota; Metazoa; Chordata; Actinopteri; Salmoniformes; Salmonidae. The record is from the annotation of a GenBank genome assembly.
AUGGGAACACCAGUCGUCCCACCUGUGCACAGCUGCACAGAGGCUGAGCAGCAGUGGCAUAAGCCAAGGACUAUGGUAUGUUUUAAUAGCUAUACCACAUAUCAACAUCAUAUGGUUGUAAUCACAUCAUAAUGCUAAGAAAUGAUUUAAUGAAAACUUAAAAUUGUCUCAUUAUUAGAUUUAGAACAGUGCUCUUGUACUCUUUUUACAGGGUCUGAAACCUGGGCCAUUAGGCAAAAUGACCAUCACCAAACCCACCAAGAAACGCAUGGCAGAAGGAGGGAUGAGGUGAGUAUUCCCUAUUAGCCAGUAUAGUAGGUAGUGGCUGGUCAUGUCCUAUUACACUUUGACUAUAAAACAUUUCAGGUGGUUUCAAGUACAUUGUUUAGAUUGGCUAACCACAGCGGCUGCUUUGCUUUGCAGAAGUACACUCUACAGCGCCCUUCUCGGGCCGCUCCCUGACCUCUCAGUUCUCCAGAUAGAAGAGGCAUACAAGAACUUUGACCCUCUAUCCAAGCCAUUGAUCUGCAGCAUUGGGAUGUCUGCUGAAAAGCUUUUAGUCGACUCGCACUUUGGAAAGGUACAGGUGGGGAGCCUUCUGUCUUACCAGCAGCCUCCAAUCACAACGCGACACAUAGUUCACCAUAAGGAGACACCACCAUUCCCUUCACUGCCCCUGGAUGGCUACAGACUGGAGAGCAACUUUCAAUGCUGCACAUUUGUGCUCAGUGAAGAAGACCAGCUUCACAGAGAGUCUUCAGGUGAGCAUCGCAACAGCCCAUAAAAUAGAGGAAGCUACUAGAGAACACAGUGCUGUUUCCGACUGGCAGGUACUCCAGAAACCAAAACUGACCUCGUCACGGUUCCGAGAGGCUUGCCAUGUGAGAGGGCUGACAUCCGCAGGCAACUAGCUGAAAGGAUCAUCAAAAGCAUAGCAACAACAGCUGACAUGAAGAGGGGACUGGAGUUGGAGAUGGAAGCAGCCAGUGACUACUGCAAGAUGCAGAAUGUCAACUUCUCACCCUGUGGCCUCAUCAUACAUCCUGACGUCUCCCUUGGCUUGCCUCUUCUCCUGAUGGCCUGGUCUACGACCCUCUCGAGUAUCCACCUUUUGGCCUAG